Molecule: messenger RNA, 1522 nt
Organism: Urocitellus parryii (Arctic ground squirrel)
Lineage: Eukaryota; Metazoa; Chordata; Mammalia; Rodentia; Sciuridae
Gene: Zwint
Product: ZW10 interacting kinetochore protein
Biological process (GO): mitotic cell cycle checkpoint signaling
Cellular component (GO): kinetochore
Source: RefSeq, a predicted model, not a curated record
UAGAGCGCGCUGUGUUCUUAAUUUCCGCCCACGGAUUCAGCCUUCAAUCGCCUGCUCUGGCGCGCAGUCCGCGGUGAAUCCAAAACCGAAGAAACUGGGCGCAGCGUGGUGCGGCGCGGCCCCGUCAUGGAGGCGGUAGAGACGCAGGCGGAAGCUGCCGUUUUAGAGGUCCUGGCUGAAGUGGCAGACAUUGUGGAACCUAUAGGCUUACAGGAAGAGGCGGAGCUGCCAGCUCAGAUUCUGGCUGAGUUUUUGAGCAAUUCCCGAAAGAAAGACAAGCUGCUCUGCAGCCAACUUCAGGUAGUACACUUCCUACAGAAUUUCUUGGCUCAGGAGGACAUUGCCCAGGACCUGGGCCCCUUGGCUUCUGAAGACUUGAGCCGACAGAAGGCAACUGAAGCCAAAGAACAGUGGAAAGAGCUGAAGGCUACCUAUCAAGAGCAUGUAGACACCAUAACAAGCAUCAUGACCCAGGCCCUGCCCCAGAUGGAGGAGGUCCAAAGGAAGCGUGUUCAGCUCCAGGAGGCCUUUGAGCAGCUCCAAGCCAAGAAGCAAGCAGUAAUGGAGAAAUUCAAAGCCACCCAGAAGCAGCGGAAACUACAACAGGAGAAACAUCUGCAGAGUCUGGCAGAAGUCUCUGCAGGGCUGAAGGAACGUCAGAAGGGAAUUCAGCAGAAGCUUGAACAGCUACAUCAGGAACUUGGAACCUUGAAAAAGCAGGCAGAAUGGGAACAGGAUAAACUGCAGAGGCACCAGACCUUCCUUCAGCUCCUGUAUACCCUUCAGGGUAAGCAGCUGGUCCCUGAGGCAGAGGCUGAGAGCAGAGCUACUACAGGAGCUACCCUUCCACAUGUAACUGCUUAAGGCAGAUUGGAUUAUGAAUGCUUGAGUACAGCCUGAUUUCUGACCGUGACCUAGGUGGGUCAGCCUCUGAAGUCUGUCAAUUAAAAGUCCUGGCUAUCUCAGUUACCUGUUUGUUCAUCUUCACAAGCUGAUAGAAAGAACUACAGAUUUUCAAAGGCUAAUAACAUGAUAGGUGCUGGGACAGGUGUGAACUAGAUGGUGUAGAUGGCCAGGGUCUUGAGUUUUUUGCCAAAAUCCACAUGAAGCAAACAUGCUGAGCUUAAUUCAAGGGGGAGACUAUUUACGCAGGUGGAUAAAUGUAGGAAGAUAUUGUUUUUCAUUAACCCAAAUGUUUGUUGAGUUCCUGUGUUGUGCUAAGGACCCAUGAUGUGAACUGGAGGAGCUACAGUGAUGAGCUCAUUUAACCUUUAAGAAUGGCCUAAUGUUACAUUCCUGAUACCCCUUUGUGUGUUAUCUAAUACUUUCCUUGGUUACUCUUCAGAUGCUUGUUCAUUUUAUUACAUUGAAAGAUUGGUUUUUAUAGUCCAGCAUAGAAUGUUAUGUUUCAUUGACUUGUGGUUUCUGGAUCAUUUCCUCGCUUGUAACUUUGGGUGGAGAAUACUACUUUUGUAAAUUCUCAUUUUUAUCAGAUAAUAACUCUCAGUAUUUGUUUUCCCAA